CACCCCUCUUGCGCUUGCGUCGCCCAGGCCCGUCGGGCCGAGGCAGCCGCCAAUCCGCUCUUUAGUUCUCUGCUGCGGGGAAGCCCCGCCCGCUGACCGCGCGCCGAGGGCGCACGCGUGGUUGCUCCAGCCGGGCGGUUUGUAUGGUGGCCGGUGGGGGACAGUCCCGGCCAAGAUGGCGGCGGCUGUGGCGAGCGGCGGCGGCUCGUGCCCGGCGGGGUCCGGGGGCAGCAACGGGGCCGGCAUGGAGGUGGACGCGGCCGCGGCGCCGGCGGUGAUGGCCUCGGGCGUGACGGGCAGCGUGUCGGUGGCGCUGCACCCGCUGGUCAUCCUCAACAUCAGCGACCACUGGAUCCGCAUGCGCUCGCAGGAGGGCCGCCCCGUCCAAGUCAUCGGGGCGCUGAUCGGGCGGCAGGAGGGGCGCAACAUCGAGGUGAUGAACUCCUUCGAGCUGCUGUCGCACACGGUGGAGGAGAACGUGGUGAUCGACAAGGAGUACUACUACACCAAGGAGGAGCAGUUCAAGCAGGUCUUCAAGGAGCUGGAGUUCCUGGGCUGGUACACCACUGGGGGCCCCCCGGACCAGUCUGACAUCCACGUCCACAAGCAGGUGUGUGAGAUCAUCGAGAGCCCCCUGUUUCUCAAGCUGAACCCCAUGACCAAGCACACCGACCUGCCGGUCAGUGUCUUUGAGUCCGUGAUCGACAUCAUCAAUGGAGAGGCCACCAUGUUAUUUGCUGAGCUCACAUACACACUGGCUACAGAGGAGGCUGAGCGCAUUGGGGUGGACCACGUGGCACGGAUGACUGCAACUGGCAGCGGCGAGAACUCCACAGUGGCUGAACACCUCAUUGCUCAACACAGUGCUAUAAAGAUGCUGCACAGCCGUGUCAAACUCAUCCUAGAAUAUGUCAAAGCAACAGAGACAGGGGAAAUACCUUUCAACCAUGAGAUCUUGCGAGAAGCCUAUGCCCUCUGCCACUGCCUGCCAGUGCUGAGUACUGACAAAUUUAAGACAGACUUCUAUGAUCAAUGCAAUGAUGUGGGCCUUAUGACCUACCUGGGCACCAUCACCAAGACCUGCAAUACUAUGAAUCAGUUUGUCAACAAGUUCAACAUCCUCUAUGACCGCCAGGGUCUUGGUCGGCGGAUGCGGGGCCUCUUUUUCUGAGGUGUUGUGAUAUUCCUGAAGAAUAAAGUGAUUGUGAUGUUUGA
Molecule: messenger RNA, 1215 nt
Organism: Eublepharis macularius
Lineage: Eukaryota; Metazoa; Chordata; Lepidosauria; Squamata; Eublepharidae
Gene: COPS6
Product: COP9 signalosome subunit 6
Exons: 10
Coding region: 176-1171 (331 amino acids)
Biological process (GO): protein deneddylation
Cellular component (GO): COP9 signalosome
Molecular function (GO): metallopeptidase activity; protein binding
Source: RefSeq, a predicted model, not a curated record